GCCGCGAAGCCCAGGCUGCCCGCGACCCAGGCGAGGCGGGCCGGGGGGAAAUAGGUCAGAGGCUCGGGCGCCAGCUGUGGCGCUGAGUUUCGAAGCCGUCUGGGAACUGCUUAUUUUAUUUUAUGUUUUUGUGUGCUUUUUGCUUUUGUUUUCUUUUCAUCUCAAAGACAGAUGGCUGGCUUGGAGGCAUAACUCGCCUCCACCAUCAUCUUUGGAUUUGUUUUUGGUUGUUUUCUUGCACCUUGGGACUCGGGAUCGUCAUGGUGUGAUGUGUUCGUGGGGAGGAACUGGCCACCCACACUGCCUGGAUCUCACUGCAUCCUGGACAUGACUGAGCCUCUUCAAUGGGCCCGAUACCACUGGCGACAGCUGAUGGGUGGUAGGACCAGGGAGGACGAUGAGAGGCUGUACAACUACUCUUCGCUGCUUGCCUGUGGGGGGAAGUCCUCUGAGACCCCUAAACUGGCAGGAAAGCACCGCGUAGUCAUUCCUCACCUUCAGCCCUUCAAGGAUGAGUACGAGAAGUUUUCUGGAACCUACAUGAAUAACCGAAUACGAACAACAAAGUACACGCUUCUGAAUUUUGUGCCAAGAAAUUUGUUUGAACAGUUUCAUAGGGCUGCCAAUUUAUAUUUCCUCUUCCUGGUUGUCCUGAACUGGGUACCUCUGGUAGAAGCCUUCCAAAAGGAAAUUACCAUGCUGCCUCUGGUAGUGGUCCUUACAAUUAUUGCAAUUAAAGAUGGCUUGGAAGAUUACCGAAAAUACAAAAUUGACAAACGCAUCAACAAUUUAGUAACUAAAGUUUAUGAUAGGAAAGAGAAAAAAUACAUUGAUUGCUGUUGGAAAAACGUCACCGUUGGGGACUUCAUUCGCCUCUCCUGUAAUGAGAUCAUCCCCGCAGAUAUGGUGUUACUCUGUUCCACCGAUCCCGAUGGAAUCUGCCACAUUGAGACUUCCGGUCUUGAUGGAGAGAGCAAUUUAAAGCAGAGGCAGGUGGUGCGGGGCUGUGCAGAGCAGGACUCUGAAGUUGAUCCUGAGAAGUUCUCCAGUAGGAUAGAAUGUGAAAGUCCAAACAAUGACCUCAGCAGAUUCCGAGGCUUCCUAGAACAUUCCAACAAACAACGUGUGGGUCUCAGCAAAGAAAAUUUACUGCUCCGAGGCUGCACUAUUAGAAAUACAGAGGCUGUCAUAGGCAUUGUGGUUUAUGCAGGCCAUGAAACCAAAGCAAUGCUGAACAACCCUGGGCCACGCUAUAAACGUAGUAAAUUAGAAAGAAGAGCAAAUACAGAUGUCCUCUGGUGUGUUCUGCUUCUGCUUAUAAUGUGUUUAACGGGUGCAUUGGGGCAUGGAAUCUGGUUGAGCAGAUAUGAAAAUGUGCUCUUUUUUAAUAUCCCUGAAUCUGAUGGACAUGUCAUAUCACCAGCAUUGGCAGGAUUCUAUAUGUUUUGGACCAUGAUCAUUUUAUUACAGGUCUUGAUUCCCAUUUCUCUCUAUGUUUCCAUUGAAAUUGUAAAGCUUGGGCAAAUAUAUUUCAUUCAAAGUGAUGUGGAUUUCUACAGUGAGAAAAUGGAUUCUACUGUACAGUGCCGAGCCCUGAACAUCACUGAGGAUCUUGGACAGAUUCAGUACCUCUUUUCUGAUAAGACAGGAACCCUCACUGAGAAUAAGAUGGUUUUUCGAAGGUGCAGUGUAGCAGGAUUUGAUUAUUGCCAUGAAGAAAAUGCCAAGAGACUGGAGUCUUAUCAGGAAGCUGUGUCGGAAGACGAAGACUGUACAGAUACUCUCAGUGGCUCCCUCAGCAACGUGGCAAAACCAAGAGCCCCCUGCUGCAGGACAGUCGUUAGCAGGCCCCUGGGGAGCAAGUCCUCAGAUCAUCUCUCUGGGAGCAUGUCUGCUGCAGGAAAUGGAGAAAGAGCCGCUGAAGUGCUUCAUUCCAGACAAGCUGCUUUCAGCAGCCCCAUUGAAACAGAUGUGGUACCAGAUACGAGGCUUUUGAAUAAAUUUAGUCAGAUUACACUGCAUCUCUUUACCCCACUAGACGGGACCAUCCAAAGGCCGCCACUGGAGACUUUGUACAUCAUGGACUUCUUUAUUGCUCUGGCGAUUUGCAAUACAGUAGUAGUUUCUGCUCCUAAUCAACCAAGACAAAAGAUCAGGGUCUCUUCACUAAGUGGAACACCCAUUAAGUCCUUGGAGGAAAUUAAAAACCUCUUCCAAAGAUUGUCUGCCCGAAGAUCAAGUUCCCCAUCCCUUGCCAGUGGGAAGGAAUUGCCACCAGGGAUCCCCAGUGCCUCUGUGAGCAGACUCUCUCUCUUCAGUCGGAUGAAGCUGACUUCACCUAUGGAGGAAGAGGUCUCAGUGAUGAAGGAGAGCCCGCAGGGCUGUAGUAACUCAGCUUCCUGUACAGGAAUGGAGAAACCAAACAGUGAUGCAGCGUUCACAGAUGGCAAGGUAGAAUCCCUCCCCAGAAUGCCCUUGGCCUCCAACGUCUGUUAUGAAGCCGAGAGCCCAGAUGAAGCAGCUUUGGUAUACGCUGCCAGAGCUUACCAAUGCACUUUACAGUCUCGGACACCGGAGCAGGUUGUGGUGGACUUUGCUGCCUUGGGACCAUUAACAUUUCAACUCUUACACAUCCUGCCAUUUGACUCAGUGAGGAAAAGAAUGUCCGUUGUUGUCCGGCACCCUCUUUCCAAUGAAGUUGUGGUGUAUACCAAGGGUGCCGAUUCUGCAAUCAUGGAGUUACUCUCGGUGGCUUCCCCAGGUGGCACAAAUCUGGAAAAACAGCAGAUGAUAAUAAGGGAAAAAACGCAGAAACACUUGGAUGACUAUGCCAAGCGGGGAUUACGUACUUUAUGUGUAGCAAAGAAGGUCAUGAGUGACACUGAAUAUGCAGAGUGGCUGAGAAAUCAUUUUUUGGCAGAAACCAGUAUUGACAACAGGGAAGAAUUACUAAUUGAGUCUGCCAUGAGACUGGAGAACAAACUAACAUUACUUGGUGCUACUGGCAUUGAAGACCGGCUGCAAGAGGGAGUUCCUGAGGCUAUAGAAGCUCUUCACAAAGCUGGAAUCAAGAUCUGGAUGCUGACAGGGGAUAAGCAGGAGACAGCUGUCAACAUAGCUUAUGUAUGCAAACUGCUAGAGCCAGAUGACAAGCUCUUUAUCCUUAAUUCCCAAAGUAAAGAUGCCUGUGAGGUGCAGAUGAGCAUAAUUUUGAAAGAACUUCAGAGGAAAUCUCCAGCUUCUCCAGGGCAAGCAUCAUUAAGCAAGGGUUCCACUCAGCCUGCCGUCACCCAGGACUUGGGGCAACGGGCUGGACUCAUUGUCACUGGGAAGACCCUGGAGUUUGUCCUGCAGGAGAGUCUGCAAAGGCAGUUCCUAGAGCUGACUGCGUGGAGCCACGCUGUGGUGUGCUGCCGAGCCACGCCCCUGCAGAAGAGCAAGGUGGUGAAGUUGGUCCGCAACCAUCUCCAGGUGAUGACUCUAGCGAUUGGUGAUGGUGCCAAUGAUGUUAGCAUGAUCCAAGUGGCAGACAUUGGGAUUGGGGUCUCAGGCCAAGAAGGCAUGCAGGCUGUGAUGGCCAGUGACUUCGCCAUUUCUCAGUUCAGACAUCUCAGCAAACUCCUUCUUGUCCAUGGGCACUGGUGUUACAUGCGCCUUUCUAACAUGAUUCUCUACUUUUUCUACAAGAAUGUGGCCUAUGUGAACCUCCUCUUUUGGUAUCAGUUCUUUUGUGGAUUCUCAGGAACAUCCAUGACUGACUACUGGGUUUUGAUCUUCUUCAACCUCCUCUUCACGUCUGUUCCUCCUAUCAUUUAUGGUGUUUUGGAAAAAGAUGUGUCUGCAGAUACCCUCAUGCAACUGCCUGAACUUUACCAGAGUGGUCAGAAAUCAGAGGCAUACUCACCCCUCACCUUCUGGAUCACUUUAUUGGAUGCCUUUUAUCAAAGCCUGGUCUGUUUCUUUGUGCCUUACUUUAGCUACCAGGGCUCCGAUGUUGACAUCUUUACAUUUGGAAACCCUCUAAACACAGCUGCUCUGUUCAUCAUCCUCCUCCAUCUGAUCAUUGAAAGCAAGAGUUUGACGUGGAUCCACGUGCUGGUGAUUGUUGGCAGCAUCUUGUCUUAUUUUUUCUUUGCCUUGGCCUUUGGAGCCAUGUGUGUAACAUGCAAUCCACCGUCCAACCCCUACUGGAUUAUGCAAGACCACAUGCUGGAUCCCGUGUUCUACCUAGUGUGUAUCCUCACAACCUGUAUUGCCCUUCUGCCCAGGUUUACAUACCGAACUCUUCAGGGAUCCCUGUUUCCAUCUCCAAUUCUGAGAGCUAAGCACCUGGACAGACUAACAUCAGAGGAAAGGGCUGAGGCUCUUAAGAAGUGGAGAGGGGCUGGAAAGAAGAUCCAAGUGACAUCCUCGUAUGCAGACCAAGCUGCCAACCAAUCAGGAAGGAGACACAGGUCGGGCCAUUCUGCUGCUGUUGCAGUGAAGUCACCAACUUCCUGUGCUGCUGAGCAAGGAGACUUGCCUCUAUGCGAAACUGCUUUAGAUCUAGAUUGCUUUGCAGCUGAGGCUCCCGAUGUGAUUGGACAUUAAAAUACAAAGAAGGCAGGUUAGCGCUGUUGAGGUGCAACUGUUCUUUCAAGUUUGGAAGGACUUGGAAGAGGCACCUCUGUGAAGCGAAGAUGACUUACAGUUUUCCAUAAGGGGUAUGAGCAUCUUUCUAGGCUUGGCAAAGCUGAUAUGAUGGCUGUUAUUGUAUGUUUGUAUGUACAGCAAAAGAAGAAUGUGGUUUGUCCUAAGCAGAAUGAAAAAAAGUCAACUAUUUAAGUCAAAAUCAAAUGCUUUUAUGAAAUAUUUUUGGAUUUUGUAAAAGCAUUUUAAUUGACUUAGACAUGCAAACAUUAUCACAGGAAUUCAUUUGAGAUUUAUUUAUUUUACUGGGUGCUCUUUCAUAUUCUUGAGAAAUGCUUUAAGAAAGCAGGCUCCAAUUUGAAUUUUUAAAAAAUUAGCUAGGUGUGGUGGUGCACACCUUUAAUCGCAAGGCUUGGAAGGCUGAGGCAGAA
Messenger RNA from Chinchilla lanigera (long-tailed chinchilla), 5060 nucleotides. It is a transcript of the gene Atp10d, whose product is annotated as ATPase, class V, type 10D. Gene Ontology annotation, cellular component: plasma membrane. Gene Ontology annotation, molecular function: ATPase-coupled intramembrane lipid carrier activity; ATP hydrolysis activity; ATP binding. The record is from RefSeq and is a predicted model, not a curated record. The coding region runs from base 328 to 4590 and encodes 1420 amino acids. Gene Ontology annotation, biological process: phospholipid translocation. Lineage: Eukaryota; Metazoa; Chordata; Mammalia; Rodentia; Chinchillidae. The transcript is spliced from 23 exons.